AUGGAUGGUCCGUUUAAAAAGGGUGAAUACUCUUUACCACAGUCUGCUGGUGGAAAUUGCUUAAAAAGACAUUUUAAUUAUUCUUGCCAUCUACCAAAUGCAGAACAAGCAGAAAAGAUCCUUACGGAAGCAAAUUAUACUGUCUUUAGAGAUAAAAUAUUUUACAGUUACCAUACGACUUAUCAUCGAUGUGUUGGUGACACUUUGUCUGAUUUUAAGACGGCUCCAUACAGUCCCGAAUUUUGGCUUCUCCAUAGCUUUCUCGACAAACUUUGGGUGGAAUGGAAAAAAAACAACAAAGGUAGUAAAACAGGUUUAUCAAAUGUUAGCGAUUUUAUGCUUGAGACUGGAUACUAUCCUUGGGAAUAUCUUGAUGAGGACCACUUACCUGGAGACGUGAAAGUGCUAUAUGAGGAAUGA
Molecule: messenger RNA, 420 nt
Organism: Porites evermanni
Lineage: Eukaryota; Metazoa; Cnidaria; Anthozoa; Scleractinia; Poritidae
Source: the annotation of a GenBank genome assembly